CGGUCGCGCAUCGAGCAGACGACGCGCCUUCGGCCUCGUGCGCGCAGCGCGAGCGGCAUCGCCUGCUCUAGUAGUCCUCUGUGCUUCCGCCUUUCUCUCUCUAUUUCUACAACUCUAUUCACUGGACCUUAGCCAACGCCGCCAGUGUUAACGCUGUUUACUCGCUGUCUAGCUAGACGCGCGAAGAAGCUUCCCUGUCCCAACGUGAACGUCGCGACAGUGUUUGUCUGCGGCGGCGCGGACUCGCAAGAACUCGCCGCCUUAAAGUGUGCCGACUGUCUCGCGACUAGUACUGUGUGUUCUGCGACAGCGUCGUGCGUGGACAUUUCUGCGGAUUGAUCUACUCUCCUAGCUGUGCAACGUUCCACGCCUUACAGCCAUCCUCCAUCAAGAGAAAGCUUUUCUUUUUUUGGCUUCUCAGCACGGCUUUUCUGUCAUGUAUUCAAGGAUUUCGCUCUUCACCGCGGUCUACUUUACCGCCUUCGGACCUUACGUCACAUCCGAGGGCCUAGUGCCCGAUCUUUGCAACCUUAUCGACCAACCCAUGUACUGCCGUUGUGACACCGCCGACAUCACGGAGGAAGUGACUGAGGUUACGUGCUACGUGGGCCGCAAGCUGCCACCUGAUCACAUCGUCUUCGAAUCCUUCAAGCGCCAGCCUGCCAUUACCGCUGUAGCGUUCAAUGCCUUCGGCAGCGACUACAAGCUUGAAUUCGUCCCAACGCAAGCUUUGCGCCACACGCCGCACGUAGAGCGGCUAAAGGUCUCGCAAGCGGAGCUCGGGGACGUCAAGCCUCACUCGUUCCACAACCUCUCGCGUCUCGUCGUGCUCUCACUGGACUCGAACGAGAUUACGAGCUUGGACGCCGACGCCAUCGCGGACCUUCCCCGCCUGAAGAAGCUCGAGCUCGGAGACAACAAGCUGAGGAGGCUGCGCGCCGGCUCUCUGAAGAACCUUCCUUCCCUGACGCACCUGUUCCUCGAGCGCAACCAGCUGGAGGUGGUCGACGACGGCGCGUUCGAGGACCUGGGCGCCCUGCGGGAGCUGGAGUUGAGCGACAACGCCAUCGAGAAACUGGGCGAGCAGAGCUUCCGCGGCCUGGGGCGCGUCGCCAGGCUCGACCUGUUCCGCAACAAGCUGACGCGGCUCGAGGCCCGCGUGUUCAGAGGCAUGCCCCAGCUGGCCGAGCUGGACCUCAAGUACAACGCGCUGUCCGAGGUCGACCCGCUGGCCUUCGAGGGGCUGCCGCAGCUGACCGUGCUCUACAUGUCGUACAACCGGCUGCGCGUGCUGCCCGCGCACAUGUUCCGCGGGGCUCCCAACCUGGUGUCCGUGGACCUGUCGCAGAACCAGCUGCUCACGCUUACCUGGAGGACGGUCCAGGACCUGGCGAAAAUCGACGCCGAGUCCUUCGACAUGAGCCUCACUGGCAACAAGUUCAGCUGUGACUGCCGGCUGUCCUGGAUACUGCACCUGGAAAACGCCACGCGCAACGCCAAAUUCCGUCGCGAACUGCGCCACGUCAAGUGCGAGUUUGAAAGUCCCGCUGCCGCACCAGUAAACAUGACUGCCAACAACAAGGUAGUCCGGCUAAGCCUGAAACAGCUAGGAUGCGCUGAGGACUACGAGAGACCGGCAGUGGGCACAAGACAUCAAACGACGACUCUGCCGCCUGCGCGUCGUCCGCAUGAUGACGACGAUGACGAAGCUGGCGGCCUGGGUUUCUCCGACGAAUCCGCGCUUGGUACUCGUACAAGCCAAGACGGACGUCGCGAAGAAGUCUCGCCAAUGACGAACGAUGUCGAGGUGAUUCUGAACCAGCGUAAAUCAAUUGAGAAAGAUUCAUCCGCGUCUCCGACUAGGCUUAAGCCCAACGCCGUCGGUUCAACAAGCAUGCGCUGCCUGGCGGAAUCUACGCUCGUGUCAUUUUUGCUGGUAUUGUGCGUAUGUGCCAGUAACUGCUGCAGGUGAUUAGGCCCAUUGUGCCUGACAUGAAGUCACAGUUUUAUUUUCCUUUGAGCCGUGUGCUUUGCAGCUCUGAUGACCCAUUUUUAGACAGUAUCGAAGCUGUCCGAGAGGAAGAACUAGAAGGGAGGCAGAUGGAGUCACGGAGUAACUGGCGUUCAAGUUUUAAUAUCACUGUUUCUGUGUUCCCGAAAUUGUACAUAACUGAGAGAAGAAAAACAAACGUUUCAAGUAAGUAAUGUUUAGCAUCGGAUUCGUCAGCUUUCCUUUCACGUAACUGUUGAAGCAUCCAGUACCAGCUUGGAACCCUUGGAAACGUGUAUGCAUACUCAAGAUUUAGACAUGUUAUUUUCCCUCGAUACUGAUGAUUCGUAACUUGUCUUUCCACUUGGGGUCAAGUGAGAAGUCAGAUAGUUAAUGUACUUGUCCGAGUAUCUGCAGUGUAUUUACUGGCGCAUUGAAGGUCUCUGUUCAAGGACGCUGGCCCGUAACGGCUCAUGCUGGUGGGAAGGCGCGUUAUAAGAUGCCUGCGCCCUGUCUUGGGCGAAGGGGUUCGAUCACGUGCGUGGUGUUUUUUCAUCAAAGCACCCUCCGCAGUGAAUUCGGUGGCAUGUGUAUCGAUGUCUGAGCGCUUCUGGAACGCCGCUGCCGUAUGCGCACAAAUAAACGAUUUAGUUCAGUGCUGUGUGGCCCCAUCAAAAUUCCCGCUCCCACUUGUAUCGUGUGCCGCUAUAUGGAAGAUACUCGCAUUGUGUUGUCCUGUGCUUUCUAUUUUUUUUUAUUUAUUU
Molecule: messenger RNA, 2754 nt
Organism: Dermacentor silvarum
Lineage: Eukaryota; Metazoa; Arthropoda; Arachnida; Ixodida; Ixodidae
Product: connectin-like
Exons: 3
Coding region: 437-1972 (511 amino acids)
Cellular component (GO): plasma membrane
Molecular function (GO): protein binding
Source: RefSeq, a predicted model, not a curated record